CAGGCGACAGUUUCCUACAAUGAUUCCUCCCUACAGGGAUCAGUCAUUAGUUUGUUGACAGUCGCGAAGAAUGGCGAUACCUGACAGGUGGCGUGGAUAUCUUGUGAUUGUGGGCGGGGUGCUCGUGCAUCUAACUCUCGGCACAGUUUAUACGUUUGGCAACCUGAACCCGUACCUGACGUCAUACAUUCGGAAGUACAGCAGCCCAAGUGACCUGCAGUAUGCCGAGAGUGUGUGGAUCUUCUCAAUGUCAGCCAUGGGCCAGGGGCUGUCCAUGUUCCUGGGGGGCAUCAUCAACCGAUUCAUCGGGCCCCGACUCACCACACUUCUCGGCUCAUUGCUAAUGAGUGCCGGAGUCCUGUUGACAUUCAUAGCAGUGCAGCACUCCUUCAUUGCAGUUGUUUUCACUUACGGACUGAUGUUUGGACUUGGCGUCGGUAUAGCUUAUGCAAUACCCAUAGCCUGUGCCAUGAAGUGGUUACCCCAGAAGAAGGGGCUGGUCAGUGGCUGUGUGGUGGCCGGCUUCGGGGGCGGCGCCUUCAUCUUUGACCAGGUUCAGACAGCGUACAUCAACCACAACAACUUGAAACCUCAAGCAGAAGAAGUUGGUGGAGAAAGUUAUUUCACUCAGCCUGAGGUGUUGGACAAAGUGCCCAAGAUGUUCCUGAUACUGGGAGCAUGCUACAUCGUGAUGCAGGUCAUCGGCAUCCUCUUCAUCUCAGACCCGCCUCCUGUUGAGGACAAUGGAGGUGAUACAGCCAUCACCAUGGCCAAGGUAAGGACAACGUAUGUGCCACACCCAAAAGGAAAUGGAUCAGAAGAGCCAGAAGAUGUGAUGGAUGUGACAUUGAACCCUGACAGGGAGGACAGCGAGACCAAAGCCUUGAUCCCUGCAACCAACUCGGAUGAAGAGGGAAGGCUGGAGCAAAGGGAGACAACCAAGAUAUUGGAGCAGGCAGUUGUGAAGGAUGAUGAGCAUGCUGUCCUGAACCCGAAGCAAGUGUUGAAACACCGAGCAUUCUACAUCCUGUGGUUCAUCUUUCUCUUCAAUGGACAGGGCGUGGUGUUCUUCUCCUCACUGUAUAAGGCUUAUGGACAGACGUUUAUACAGGACGACGUCUUCCUGGCCACAGUUGGAGCAUUCGCUGCCGUCUUUAAUGCUGGUGGACGAAUUGCAUGGGGACACUUAGCUGAUAGGUUUUCAUUCAAGAUUAGCAUGAUGUGCCUGUGUGCUCUGUUCACGGCCCUGUUACUGACGAUAGGGCUGACCAGCAUGGCAGGGAAGUGGCUGUUCUUCAUCUACGUGUGUCUCAUAUUUGGCACAUUCUCCGGCAACUUCUCCCUGUUCCCCGUCGCUACAGCUCGCUCAUUUGGUCAGCUUCACUACCCUCUCAACUACGGGCUGCUGUUUACGUCACAGGUGAUCACAGCCCCUGUGGGUGCCAUACUUACCUCCCAGCUGAAGAGCAUCAUAGGCUGGUACGGGAUGUUCUUUGUGGUGUCAGGAUUCUCAUUUAGCAGUUUUAUACUGAUGUUUGUUUUCAAAGUUAAAAAUUCCAAAGGAAAAGACAUAUAAAGCAGACUUACUGUGAACAGCCAGAAGGGAGAAGACAUGGGCAGUGAGCCACCCACGGGGACUCUGACAACCACACAGCAGACAGAGACAUUUCAUUACUGGAUGUAUGUCUGGGUACAUGGACAUCUACUUGUGUGUGCAAUAUUCCCUAUACCUGUUGUCUAUCUAGGUAUAUGGACAUUGUAUUGUGCGUGCAAUGUUCCCUAUACUGCCUAGGUAUAUGGACAUCUAUACAUGUAUGUUUGAUACGAGGGUGAUAUUCCCCAGAUGACCCACCUGGGUACGUGGACAUCUACUUGUGUGUGCAAUAUUCCCUAUACUAGUCAUCUGCCUGGGUAUAUGGACAUCUAGUUGUGUGUGAUAUCAGGUGAUGCCCCCUAUACUAGUCGUCUGCCUGGGUAUAUGGACAUCUAGUUGUGUGUGAUAUCAGGUGAUGCCCCCUAUACUAGUCGUCUGCCUGGGUAUAUGGACAUCUAGUUGUGUGUGAUAUCAGGUGAUGCC
This is a messenger RNA of Haliotis rufescens (red abalone), 2077 nucleotides long. Its product is annotated as oxalate:formate antiporter-like. The record is from RefSeq and is a predicted model, not a curated record. Gene Ontology annotation, biological process: transmembrane transport. The coding region runs from base 71 to 1576 and encodes 501 amino acids. Gene Ontology annotation, molecular function: transmembrane transporter activity. The transcript has 13 exons. Lineage: Eukaryota; Metazoa; Mollusca; Gastropoda; Lepetellida; Haliotidae.